Messenger RNA from Pezoporus occidentalis (night parrot), 718 nucleotides. RefSeq names its product interleukin 21 (gene IL21). The record is from RefSeq and is a predicted model, not a curated record. Gene Ontology annotation, molecular function: cytokine receptor binding. NCBI's taxonomy places the organism in Eukaryota, Metazoa, Chordata, Aves, Psittaciformes, Psittacidae. Gene Ontology annotation, cellular component: extracellular region. The coding region runs from base 1 to 504 and encodes 167 amino acids. The transcript is spliced from 4 exons. Gene Ontology annotation, biological process: positive regulation of natural killer cell mediated cytotoxicity; immune response.
AUGGAGAGGAUGAUUAUUUUAUGUAUACUUUUCUUGAGUUCCAGCAUGGCACUGACUGCAGCUCCAUAUAAAACAGCAAAAUACAAACAGCUUCUGAAGACAAUUAAACUGUUAGAAACUUCAGUGAAAGAUAAGGAUGUUGAACUGCUGCAUACACCAGAAAACCCUGUGGAUGGAUGCCUCUUCACAGCUGUGACCUGCUUCCAGAAGGGCACGCUGAAAUUACAACCAGAAAACAGCCAAGUAAAUUCUACAUUCAUCCAAACCAUUAAAGUCUUGAAAAGAUUUUCCUUCAGUGACCCUGGGAAGCCAUGCGAGUCUUCAUGUGAAUCUUAUGAGAAAAAAAAACCCAAGGAGUUUUUGACGAGCUUUGCAAAACUAAUCAAAAAGGUAAUCAGAGUUGAAUCCUCCUGGGUGCUUUUUGACAUUUUGCAAACAAUUAGAGGUAUCUUAUUUUACAUUAUUUCUGACAAUGCAUUGUUUUUGCAGUUAUUCAAGGAUUAACACAGGACACACCAGAGCUGAAGACUACUGAAAAUCUACUAUUUAAAGCAGACACUAUGCUAUUUAAGACAACAUGAAAAAUGUAAAUAUUUUGUGUUGCUACUAUGCUAUGCUCUGUAUGCACUGUACGUGAAAGCUUCACCCAAAAUAUUAAGCAGUCUUAUUUGGGUAGCUACUCAAAUGGCAGAUGGUGCUUUGAAAGUGACUCUAGACU